GCGGCUGAGGGAGGAACCAUUGGUUUUUGCAGGGGGGAGGCAGCCGUCCGCAAUUAGUGUUUUCUAUCUCCGGCCUCAGAGCGCUCCUGAAGAAUGGCGGCGGAGGCUGCGCAGCCCAUCAAAAGCAUCAAGGAAAUUGUUUCCUUGUAUCGUGACCUAAGCCAUUAUCCAACUCUGUACAGUGCAACCGUUGGACCUGAUGUCACUACACAAUAUGGCGGCAAAUAUUGCAACAUCUACACUGAGUGGACACAGAGAGAUCUUGAUCGCAACGAGCAAGUCAAAUUUUGCCGACAGUACAUAGUGUUCCAUGAUAAUAACACCAUUGUGUAUUCAGGUGCCUGUGGGAAUAGCUGCGAGAUCAAGGGAGAGCUGCUCAGCAAAGAGUCCCUUUCUGGAUCACUGAAAGCUGUCCUACGAGACACCACCAAUGCCAAAGGGGAAAACACGCAGUUCUUGGAGGUGUGGGACAAGAAUUGCAAAAUAAAGAGCAUCAACCUGACCUCUCUCGAUAAGCAUGGGAAGGUGUAUGAGGAUGACCAGUUUGGAUGUCUGUCCUGGUCCCAUUCCGAAUCUCAUCUAUUGUAUAUUGCCGAAAAAAAGAGACCCAAAACAGAAAGCUUCUUCCAGAUUGAUUCUAAAAAUCUUGGCUCAGGAGUGUCUGAUGGGAAGGAAGAUGAUAUCCCAAAACCUAUCAAGGGUGAUCAGUUUGUGUUCCAUGAGGACUGGGGAGAAGGCCUGGUAAAUAAGAGUGUUCCAGUUUUGUGUGUUAUGGACAUUGAGAGUGGCAACAUUUCUGUACUGGAUGGAAUACCCGAAUAUGUGUCACCAGGACAGGCAUUCUGGUCCCCUGAUGAUACUGGAGUUGUGUUUGUCGGCUGGUGGCAUUCACCUUAUCGACUUGGCUUAAAGCAUUGCCCCAAUAGGAGAUCUGCUCUGUUUUUUGUGGACCUGACUGGUGGCAAAUGUGAAACACUCUCCACGGACUCGGCUUCUGUUUUUUCACCCAGAUUGAGCCCUGACAAGUGCCGUAUAGUAUAUCUAAUGUGUGAACAAUUUGGACCUCAUCAGCAGUGCUGCAAACUGCUUAUGUAUGAUUGGUAUACAAAAGUGACCUCCACUGUGGUAGAUAUUGUGCCCCGAAGCACUGAGGGGCAGUUUGCAGGUAUUUACGGCACAUUACUCGCUUCAUUCUGCUGGUCUGCAGACAGCCAACGAGUGGUUCUUGAUACGGUGCAGCGCAGUAAACAGAGUCUGUUUGUUGUGGAUAUAAUAAAUGGAAAUCUGACACCACUCCAAUCCAAAGGAAAUUAUCCACCAGGAUCCUGGAAGGUGUUGGCUAUUGACAGAGAUCUACUUGUUACCUCAUUUUCCUCUCCAAACCACCCACCUACAAUAAAAGUGGGGUUCUUACCCCCGAGUGGCAAAGAAGAUGACAUUGCAUGGGUUUCAUUGAAGGAAGAUAAUUCUGGUUUUAAUAUAGAUUGGAGUUUCAAAGUCCAUCAACCUCCUCAAGAACAGGAGAACUCAAAGUAUCCUGGCCUCAAUUUUGAGUCUAUCUUCCUUAAGCCGCAGAACAUCCCUGCUGAGAGCAAAAUUCCCUUGGUCGUCUACCCUCACGGAGGCCCACACUCUGCCUUUGUCAGCGAAUGGAUGCUUUUUCCGGCUAUGAUGUGUAACAUGGGUUUAGCUGUACUACUAGUAAAUUAUCGAGGAUCAGUGGGUUUUGGACAGGACAGCAUUCUUUCCCUGCCAAAGAAUGUCGGAGAGCAAGAUGUCAACGAUGUUCAGUUUGCAGUGGAGCAAGUUCUGCAAGAAGAAUUUUUGGAUCCGAACAGGGUCAUAAUAUGUGGAGGAUCACACGGUGGCUUCUUGUCGUGUCACUUGAUUGGUCAAUACCCAGGAUUCUAUAAAGCAUGCAUUGCUCGCAACCCAGUGACUAACUUGCUCUCAAUGUUUGGAUCAACUGAUAUACCAGACUGGUGUUUGGUGGAAUCCGGUAUCUCUUACUCUUACCAGGCUGCACCGGAUCCUUCGCAAUAUGGGGAAAUGUUAGAUAAAUCACCUAUCCGAUAUGUCUCUCAGGUUAAGACCCCAGUCCUAUUAAUGCUGGGAGAGGAUGAUCGUCGAGUGCCGAACAAGCAGGGCCUGGAAUAUUAUAGAGCAUUGAAAGCUCAUGAUGUGCCUGUACGGCUUCUCUGGUACCCUGGAAAUAACCAUGCACUAGCCAAGGUGGAUGCAGAAUCAGACAAUUUUAUGAAUAUCGCACUGUGGAUCCAGAAAUGGUUAAAAUAAUGCUUUACACUGCCAUGGGUCCAAAUGGUUACAUAAUUAACAUUCAAAGAUGUAGGAAGAGCAAACAAGCAAGCUCCAGGGCAAGGGUGUAUAAUAACAAAGUUUUUAUUUUUUAUGUUAUUGAAAAUCUUUAUGCUUCACUUAUUGGAAAAUUAAGCAUUGGUUAAAAAGGGGGUAACUUUGUUUGGGGAAUUUGGGGUGUUAAUUAAUUGCCAAUAAAAAUCAGUGGUGUCACGUCUGUGAACCAAUCUGGUUCCCUUUACACCCACUUCCUGGAUUGUGGAAGGAUUAUUGAACAUUGUACAGUGAUCUGGACAAAAGAAGGAUCUCUGUACCAACGACAUAGGCAAGCUCUCUAAUGUAAUGCUCAGAUUGAGCAAUUUACAGGGUGCUAUGUGGUCUAGCUCUCCUUUAGAUCAAAAGUUGCACAGUUACUGCAUCCUUGUGAUUCUCGUUUUUUGUAUUUUUACAAGCAAUAAAAAAAGUUACAAAAUUGUUCAAUUUA
Molecule: messenger RNA, 2800 nt
Organism: Pelobates fuscus (common spadefoot toad)
Lineage: Eukaryota; Metazoa; Chordata; Amphibia; Anura; Pelobatidae
Product: acylamino-acid-releasing enzyme-like
Exons: 22
Coding region: 94-2295 (733 amino acids)
Biological process (GO): proteolysis
Molecular function (GO): serine-type endopeptidase activity
Source: RefSeq, a predicted model, not a curated record